UAAAUACCUCUCUUAUUCUUCCCACGCAGCAUCCUUAGUCGCGACUUUGCAAAUUACCAAUUGCAGAACGCAAGAGAGAGAGAGUCGGCAGGCAGCGCACAAAUAAAAGCACAAGACAUUGUUGCUUUGCCUGUAGAGGAAGAAUCAAUACUCGUCGUUUUGGCUUUUAGGGCUUGAAAUUCUGUUCCACCUUCGACUUCAUGGCUUCUGUGGUGGCAUUUACAGAUGAUGCGGUUCUUCCUGUAAGUCUUGUUUUUGAUGCAUUGAAGGAGCUUGGGAAUGGAGCUACUGAAAACUGCAAACCUCAAAUUAUGACCGAAGUGUCUUCUUUAAGUCAGCUGCCCCUGGGGUCUUCCUCUGUGGACGUUGUUUUUACUCUUUGUAAAUCGAUUGAAUUUCCAAGUGAGCAGUUGUUAGGGGAAAUCUCAAGGGUCUUGAAGCCUGGUGGAUCAGUCCUAAUUUACAAGACUUCUGAUUCUUCCACAGGGGAAAGUGAUAAGACCACCUCUGUUAUUGAGCGCAAGUUACUAUUGUCUGGUUUUCUAGAAGCACAAGCUCUUCAAGGGAAAUCAAAUUUACCAUCUGAGUUGUACUUUGGGGUCAAGGCUAAAAAACCUUCCUGGAAGAUUGGUUCAUCCUUUGCCUUAAAAAAAACCACCAAAAGUUUACCAAAAGUUCAGAUCAAUGAUGAUUCAGAUCUGAUUGAUGAGGAUAGUCUAUUAACAGAGGAGGACUUAAAGAAACCCCAGCCACUUCUAGCUGGUGAUUGUGAAGUUGGAAGCACAAGGAAAGCUUGUAAAAAUUGCACUUGUGGGAGGGCUGAAGAAGAGCAGAAAGUGGAGAAGUUAGGCUCGACGGUAGAUUUGAACAAUUUCAAGUCGCAAUGUGGCAGUUGCGGACUAGGUGAUGCUUUUCGAUGCGCUACAUGUCCUUUUAAAGGUCUUCCUCCAUUCAAACCAGGCGAGAAGGUGUCUUUGUCAGCGAACUUCCUUGCAGCAGACAUCUAAACUAGAACCGCUCUCUUGUUUUGGGGGAUGAGGUUUUUGGAUAAUUAAGAAUGGUGCUACGUGGUGAUGGGUUUCUCCACAAGUUGGGUUACUGCUCUCCAGAUAUUUGAGAUUUUGGGUUGUAGUUGUUCUGAAUUGAAACAUAAAAUAUUCUUGUACCUAAUAAGGAUGAUAUUCGUUUCUUGGAUUAGCAUUUGUUACAUUUGU
Prunus avium (sweet cherry) is the source of this 1214-nucleotide messenger RNA. RefSeq names its product Cytokine-induced anti-apoptosis inhibitor 1, Fe-S biogenesi. NCBI's taxonomy places the organism in Eukaryota, Viridiplantae, Streptophyta, Magnoliopsida, Rosales, Rosaceae. Gene Ontology annotation, molecular function: iron-sulfur cluster binding. Gene Ontology annotation, biological process: iron-sulfur cluster assembly. The record is from RefSeq and is a predicted model, not a curated record. Gene Ontology annotation, cellular component: cytoplasm.